AUGGACCAAACUCUAUUUUUCACUCUUGUUCUCAUUGCUCUCUGCUCCGUAUCUGAAUGUGUUCAGCGUCAGUAUCACUUUAUAAAUGAGAGGAAGACCUGGACUGAAGCUCAGAGAUACUGCAGAGAGAAAUACACAGAUCUGGCCACCGUUGACAACAUGAACGACAUGAACGAGCUGAAGAAGAGUGUUAAUGAUGAAGGUGUUGAAGAUGUCUGGAUCGGGCUGCAGAAGACGGGUCGUGAUGAAUGGCAGUGGUCUUCAGGUGAAGCUGCGCUCUAUCUGAAUUGGGGAGAUAAACAACCAAAUCGUGGUGAAGAAGAAUGUGCUAUGAUGACACAUGGACAAUGGCAUGAUGUGGGAUGUAGUAGGUGCCUAAAUUUCAUCUGCAAUUCAUCCAAUAACAGACUAAUCUUUGUCAAUCAGAUGAAGGAUUGGAGAGACGCUCAGAGUUACUGCAGACAGAAUCACAAUGAUCUGGUCAGUGUGAGAAACCAGAAUGAGAAUCAACAGGUUCAGAAGAUCAUGAAUGAUAGUCACAUAUCUGAAGCUUGGAUUGGUCUGUUCAGAGACUCAUGGCAGUGGUCAGAUCAGAGUGACUCCUCAUUCAGAUACUGGAACACUCGUGAACCUGAUAAUAAUGGAGGUGGUGAAAACUGUGCAGCUGUCAAACUGAAUGCUCAGGGACGAUGGAUUGUCAUCUCUUGCGGCCACCAGUUUCCUUUUGUGUGUCAUGAAGAUAAACUGAUUGUGAUCAGAGAGAAUCUGACGUGGUCUGAAGCUCUGAGAUACUGCAGACAGAAUCAUGUGGAUCUGGUCUCGGUUCAUUCAGAAGAGAUUCAGCGUCGUGUGAGGAACGUGGUUAAACGAGCGUCUACUGCGGCGGUGUGGUUGGGUUUGCGUCACUCCUAUAUUUUGGACGUCUGGUUCUGGGUGAAUGGAGAGACCGUGUGCUAUCAGAACUGGGCUCCAGGGAACGGCGCAUCAGAGGAGGACUGUGAAGACGCAGUGAGAUCUGGAGCAGUUCAGUCUGGAGGAGAUCAGCGCUGGAUCAGCCGUCCUGAACACGACAAACUCAACUUCAUCUGCAGAAAUUAUGGAGAGUGA
Molecule: messenger RNA, 1107 nt
Organism: Sinocyclocheilus rhinocerous
Lineage: Eukaryota; Metazoa; Chordata; Actinopteri; Cypriniformes; Cyprinidae
Product: C-type mannose receptor 2-like
Exons: 4
Coding region: 1-1107 (368 amino acids)
Source: RefSeq, a predicted model, not a curated record